Phasianus colchicus (ring-necked pheasant) is the source of this 2043-nucleotide messenger RNA. It is a transcript of the gene NKAIN4, whose product is annotated as sodium/potassium transporting ATPase interacting 4. The record is from RefSeq and is a predicted model, not a curated record. Gene Ontology annotation, biological process: regulation of sodium ion transport. Lineage: Eukaryota; Metazoa; Chordata; Aves; Galliformes; Phasianidae.
GGCCGGGAACAUCCCAGCGGCACUCAUGGGGUUCAUCCCAACCGCCUCAGCCUGCGGGACGGGAACGUCCGGUGGAGCAUUGCCCUUUUAAGCUGUGGCCCCACUGCCUCCUCCCCGACUCCCGGAGGGGCUCCGACAGCCGCCGCGACCUCCGUCCCUCCUCCCUCCUCCCUCCCCGCCCGCCUCGCUCCCGGCGGCGGCGAGCGGCAGCUGCGCUCCGUGCUGCUGGCGGGGAGAGCCCCGGGGCUGCGGUGAGCUGGGUGCUCUGUUCCCGCCGUCCCUGUCCCCGCUGUCCCUGUCCCUGCUGUCCCUGUCCCCGCUGUCCCUGUCCCCGCUGUCCCUAUCCCGCUGCCUGCCCCGGCGCACUCGGGGACCAUGGGAUGCUGCACCGGACGCUGCACCUUGAUUUUCCUCUGCACUUUGCAGCUGCUUGCUGCAUUAGAGAGGCAAGUGUUUGAUUUCCUGGGAUACCAGUGGGCCCCUAUCCUAGCCAACUUCCUCCACAUCAUCAUUGUUAUCCUUGGCCUGUUUGGCACCAUUCAGUACAGACCUCGCUACAUAGUGGUGUAUGCCAUCUGGACUGCAGUUUGGGUCACCUGGAACAUUUUCAUCAUCUGUUUUUACUUAGAAGUGGGAGGGCUCUCAAAGGACAGUGAGCUCUUGACGUUUAACAUCUCCCGGCACCAGUCGUGGUGGAGUGAAAACGGUCCUGGCUGUGUAAGGAAGGAGGCUUCAAUGUCUGGCAUCGCAGGACUGGACAGCCAUUCCUAUAUCUCUGUGAUAGGCUGUGCCCUGGAGUAUCGCUACAUUGAGGUCAUGCACAGCUCCUUCCAGAUCCUGAUUGCGCUGGUGGGUUUUGUCUACGCCUGUUACGUUGUUAGUGUUUUUACAGAAGAAGAAGACAGCUUUGAUUUCAUUGGUGGAUUUGAUCCAUUUCCUCUCUACCAUGUCAAUGAAAAACCCACCAACCUUUUGUUCAAGCAGACAUACCUGCCUGCGUAAAUGAGGAGGAGCCAGAGGAUGGAUAAAUCUUGCACUCCACCAAAGGUGCUGCAGGAAAUAAUCCCCUGUGGCCUGGGUCUAUGGCAGAGGAAAUGCAGGAUGGUGAACUCCAUUCCAUUUUUUGUUCCUUGUCUUCUUUUCAAAUGAAAUGAAUGUACAUUGAAGGAUGACCACACAGUCUGUUCUUAACUCUACAAGUGCCCUGAUGAACCAUUCCUACCCCAGUAGGUGGUUCUAGCCAAAUGGCACAGACUGGAAAUCCUCAGGCAGAAGUUCACUAGGAGCCUGUCUCAAGAGAUGCGGGAGAAGUCGGAGCUGCUUCCUUCCAUCCAUGGAUCCACAGAGAAGGAAACACUGCAACACCCUGGGACAUCUCAUAUGUUUUGUAGUUAGUUUCUUCCCUCUCUCCUUUCCUCAGUUCUGGAAAGAGCCUAAAUCCCCUUAAUACAACUUGAACCUUUUCCUGCCUGUAUAAAACUAGGCAAGGGUUAUUUGAGUUUAGGCUCUCUUAUACACCCUACUUUUUUUUUUUUAAUGUUGUAGGUAAGAGAUCUUCCCUUUCUCCCCUUUAUCCAAGACUCCCUUAUUCUCUACUCCUUAGUAGUAAGGAAUUUGGCUUGGAUUCUAACAUUGUGAUUUAACUACUAUAAAUGCUGAACAGCUAAAAAGACCCUAGUACAAUUGCCAAAUCUGUACUUGGUAUGGAGCUUAACCCCAUUGCAACAUGCCAAACUUACAGCAGCUAGAGCCUACUCUGGGUUUGUCCACCCACAUUAAGUUACUGGUAUAGCCGUGUGCACAACUGAUACCUGCUGCAGGACACUGGAAAAUGCCUGGUUCCUCGUGGAUUGUGUUUUUGUAUCUGCUUUCUUUGCCAAGCAGCCACACUUACUCCAGGCACAGGCCCAACAGCUUCCUGCUGGAAGGUAUUUUUAUGACAGGAUAAUUUUGAGGGGAGGGAGUGGGGAGGAAGAAAGGGGCAAUAGAACUGUAAUUAAGUUGCAUUAAUAAGCUGCAGCAAAUAAUUAAAAAGAAAAAAAA